CCCCUAGUGAGGGUCGGCCCGGCCCGGCUCGGCCCGAUUCGGGCUCAGCCCGGGAUCGCAGCCCCGGCCCGGCGGAGGGCGGGGGCCCGGCCCGGCCGCGCCUCCUCGGUGCCGCACGGCCAUGGCGGGGCUGGAGGCGCUGUACGCCUCGGCCCGGGCCGCCGUGUCCCGGCCGCAGGAUGCGCUGCUCUGCGGCCUCCACUGGGAGCUGGUCCGGCACGGCUACCGCUGCCUCGGCGCCGGGGAGCAGCCACGUCCUGAUGAAAGAAAGUCGGAGCUGCUGCCUGCUGGCUGGGAAGCCAACAAGGAGGUGUACACGCUGUGCUACAAGUCCACAGAUGAUGCCCGUGAGCUGCUGCUUAAGGCCAUCAUGGUGGAGGACAGUAUGAUCGUUAAUGUCAUGGAUCGCACUUCUCAGAAGGUGGCGGACGUGACCUUGGCGGUGGCCGACUACAUCAACCCAGAGCACCUGGAUGAUUUCCACAAGGUGUACAAGAACAUGGAGGAGCUGAGGACGAGGAUCGCUUCGGGUAUCAUCGCUCCCCUCGGAGGCCCUGCAGAAAAGGACAAGAAGGAGCCCGAGGCAGAGAAGGACCCUGUCUUGCCCAAGGAUUUCGACCCCCUCAGGGCUCCUCCUCGGCAGCCUGCAGGCACGAGGGCACCGUCCUGGCCUCGUCCUUCGAACCCCUUUGCCGUCGGUGGGGAGGACCUGGACCCUUUCGGAGGCCGGAGCGGGGGAAUGAUCGUCGAUCCUCUCCACUCCGGGUUCCGGCAGCCAGGCAUUGACCCGUCGACAGGUCUGCCCAGCCGCCUUCCCCCGGGAGCAGUUCCACCAGGAGCCAGAUUCGACCCCUUUGGCCCCGUAGGGGCUGGCAGGGGCAGGCCUGAUCCCGACCACCUCCCCCCUCCGGGCUAUGACGACAUGUUCAUGUGAGGACUCACCAAGUGGCUUCUCAGCUGGCUGCAGCCAGAGCCGUCUGCCGGGGGGAGCAGGAGCACUUUCCCCUCUUCGCUUCCCUCUUUGGUGGACUUUGAUCUUUCCAGCAGCCUUUUUCCUCUCCUCGCUCGGGGCCACGUUCCCGUGCUUCGGACUGGCUAUAAAGGUUUCUGUACGUGCAGAACAGAAGAGGGGCAGUGGGUCUGUUUCUUUCCGUGCUCCUCCGAGGGUACCCGGCUGUGGGCACGCAGCAGGCGUGGGCCUGCCCUGUGCGAGGGCAGCGUGGGGAGCGGCGUGGCGUGCCGAGAGCAGCCCCGGGCUGUCAGGUUCCCUCCGCUCUUUCUUUGGGGUGGCAUCGCUUUCGCUGCUGGGGCUACGCGUGCAGUUGGUGCUAGGGGAACCCGCAGGAGGUGUGGAGGGUGCCCGUCUGGCACCGUGGGGCUGCCGUGGGAAGGAGGGGGCUUGGCGCUGGCGUGGCCACCGGGACCAGCGUUGGCUCUCUGGGCCUGGAGGAGCUGAAGGAUUUGGGGUUUGCUCUGCAGCAGGGCUGUGUAGGAACACAGCUCCCCGCUGUCAGUCCCGUGGCGUGGGGCCGGUGGGGUUGUGCUCAGGUGGACUCUGCUGCCAUUCACCAAACAGCGCGGGGAGGAAGGGUGAGAUCUGCACGGCUCUGGCUCCACAGCUCUUUCUGGACCCCCCUCUCCCAUGUCAGGUAGUUUGGGGGCUGCAGUUUGCGGGGUUCAUCCUGUUCUCGUGGUUUGAUUUCUUGGAUGUUAGAGUUUGAAAUAAAAACCUGACAACAACGGUGUGUU
Molecule: messenger RNA, 1749 nt
Organism: Oxyura jamaicensis (ruddy duck)
Lineage: Eukaryota; Metazoa; Chordata; Aves; Anseriformes; Anatidae
Gene: PSMF1
Product: proteasome inhibitor subunit 1
Exons: 7
Coding region: 122-934 (270 amino acids)
Biological process (GO): proteasome-mediated ubiquitin-dependent protein catabolic process
Molecular function (GO): proteasome binding; endopeptidase inhibitor activity
Source: RefSeq, a predicted model, not a curated record